UCCGAUUUACAUAUAGAAUUAUUUUUUAAAAAAAAAAAAAACUUACCUCUUUCGAUAUAUCUCGAGAGAACUAAUUUCACUGUUUCGAUUUGUGGUAAGUCUGUUUUUCUUAUCCUUUUUCAGGGAAAAUGGCUUCUAGGUUAUCGGGUAGGGGCAACUUGGGUGGUUCCAAAGGGUUCGAUUUUGGGUCCGAUGAUAUUCUUUGCUCUUACGAGGACUACGGGAACCAGGAAUUGUCUAAUGGUAACCACGCCGAAACUGCAAUCGGUACCACCACCAGCAGCUCCAGCAAGGAUUUUCACAAGGAUGGAGUGGCGCGAUCGAUGUUCCCACCUAUCGCAUACAAUCAACCAGACGAUGCAUACUUGGACUUGACUGCUACUGUUGAGAAAACCAUGAAAAAAUAUACGGACAACCUCUUGUGCUUUCUUGAGGGAAUAAGUUCACGAUUGUCACAGUUGGAGUUAUAUUGCUACAAUCUUGAUAAAUCAAUUGGAGAAAUGCGAUCUGAUUUAGUUCGUGAUAAUGAAGAUGCUGAUUCAAAGCUCAAAUCUAUUGAGAAACAUAUCCAAGAGGUCCACAGGUCUGUGCAGAUACUAAGAGAUCAGCAGGAGCUAGCUGAGACUCAAAAGGAGUUGGCUAAAUUACAACUUGUUCACAAGGAUUCUACUUCUUCCAGCCAUUCACAAUCCACCGAGGAGAGAGCAUCACCACUUGCCUCUGAUUCUAAAAAGACUGACCACACAUCUGAGAUGCCAAACCAGCAAUUAGCUCUUGCCCUUCCACAUCAAGUUGCACCACCACAACAGCAUUUGGUGCAGCACUCUCAAGCCCCGCCUCAGAAUUUGACCCAACAAUCCUAUUAUCUACCUUCAAACCAAUUAUCCAAAGCCCCAGCUCCGGCUCCCACUCUUGCUUUGGUCCCAGCCCCAGUUCCUGCCCAUGCCGCUGCCCAACCUUCGCUUUCAGCCCCUGCAUCAACCCAACACACUCAGAGUCAAUAUUUGCCUCCUGAUCAACAAUACCAAACUUCUCACAUACAAACCCAUCAGCUACCACCUGUCCCGUCAUUCACUCAGUAUCUGCAGCAGUGGCCACAACAAUUACCACCCCAGCAAGUACAGCAGCAGCAGCCCUCUAUGCAACCACCGAUGAGGCCUCCAUCAACACCAGCUUACCCUCCCUACCCUCCUACACAAUCAUUGAACCCAACUCCUCCCGAGGAAUUACCACACAGCACCCCUAUGCAGGUUCCAUAUUCUGGAGUUCCUCAACCUGUGCCUAGUCGUGUGGAUACUAUUCCUUACGGGUACGGGGUGCCUGGCAGAACACCUCCCCAGCAAAUCAAGGGUACUUUUGAAGCACAACCAGGAGAUGGGUAUCAGGCAUCCGGCUCCCAUCCCCCUCUUCCUCCAGGAACUGCAUACAUGAUGUAUGGUAGUGAAGGGAGUAGAGCACAUCACCCUCCCCAACAGCCUCACUUCUCACAGGGGGGAUAUCCCCCUGCAAGUGUCCCUCUCCAGACUCCUCAACCUAGCAUUAGUAACACUGGCCAUCCACAGUAUGUUCGCAAUCAUCCUUACAACGAUCUGAUUGAAAAAUUAGCUAGCAUGGGUUUCAGGGGUGACCAUGUUGCCAGUGUGAUUCAGAGGAUGGAGGAGAGCGGGCAGGCGGUGGAUUUUAACAAGGUGCUUGAUCGGAUGAAUGUGCAUUCCUCUGGUGGUGGUUCUCAGAGAGGAGGAUGGUGAAUGGUUGAAUCGACCUUGAACAUUAUUUGGAAUAAAGGGUCGUUUUCUUAAUGUAUAUGUUGGGAGGGAUAUGAGUAUUUGUAUGUUACCUCCUAGAAACUGUAGCUGAUCACAAUAGUACCCUAUUAUCCCAGUG
This is a messenger RNA of Hibiscus syriacus, 1884 nucleotides long. RefSeq names its product leucine-rich repeat extensin-like protein 5. The record is from RefSeq and is a predicted model, not a curated record. Bases 129 to 1748 code for a protein of 539 amino acids. The transcript has 5 exons. Lineage: Eukaryota; Viridiplantae; Streptophyta; Magnoliopsida; Malvales; Malvaceae.